Molecule: messenger RNA, 3727 nt
Organism: Crotalus tigris (Tiger rattlesnake)
Lineage: Eukaryota; Metazoa; Chordata; Lepidosauria; Squamata; Viperidae
Gene: RAVER1
Product: ribonucleoprotein, PTB binding 1
Exons: 15
Coding region: 36-2318 (760 amino acids)
Molecular function (GO): RNA binding
Source: RefSeq, a predicted model, not a curated record
GAGGAGGAGGAGGAAGGGGGCAAUUGCUUCCCAAGAUGGCGGCAGUAGCGGCUUUUGGUGGGGUAGGUGAUGGGGCAGCCGCCUCUUCUGGGUCGCUUCCAGGUCCAGAUCCAGGCUCGGCCAACGCCCCUGAAGAGGUAUUGCCGCCCUUGGAACCGACCGAAAUAGAGAGUCGCCUGGAAAGAAGCGCCCGACAGUUCCGUAACCGACGCAAGGUGCUCAUUCGCGGGCUGCCUGCCGAUGUCGCCAACCAGGAAAUUCAUGAUCUUUUGAGUGAUUAUGAACUUAAGUACUGUUUUGUCGACAAAUACAAAGGAACUGCUUUCGUCACCUUAUUGAAUGGGGAACAGGCAGAAUCAGCCAUUAAGAAAUUUCACUUGAGCAAGCUACGAGACAAGGAGAUUACAGUACAAUUACAACCCACAGAUGCCCUCUUAUGCAUUGCCAAUCUGCCCCACCUUUACACACAGCAGCAGUUUGAAGACCUGGUCCGACCAUUUGGGAACUUAGAGCGUUGCUUCUUGGUAUACAGUGAGAAAAGGGGACACUCGAAAGGUUAUGGUUUUGUGGAAUACAUGAAAAAGGAUUCAGCAGCCAGAGCAAAGUCUGACCUAUUGGGCAAACAGCUGGGAACACGGACACUGUAUGUUCAUUGGACAGAUGUCAACCAAUUGACUCUAGACCUUAUUCACUCAAAAUGCUUAUGUGUAGAUAAAUUGCCCCACAGUUAUAAUGAUCUUGAAGAACUGAGGCAAACCUUCUCUGCCAUUUGUCCUCCAACAUUCUGUCAGCUGGCAUGUGGUCAAGAUGGGCAGCUGAAAGGCUUUGCAGUCCUGGAAUAUGAGUCAACUGAGAUAGCAGAGAUGGUUCAGCAGGCUACCAAUGGCUUUCUACUUGCUGGGAACCAUAUCAGAGUCUCUUUCUGUGCUCCGGGCCCUCCUGGACGAAGUAUGCUAGCUGCUCUGAUAGCUGCCCAAGCAACAGCAUUUAACCGUGGGAAAGGGCUUCUACCUGAACCCAAUCUUCUUCAGAUUCUGAACAGCCUGGGGAAUCCUUCAUCUCUCCAACUCUUACUCAACCCCCUACUUCAUGGAGCCAUUGGAGGAAAGCAAGGAAUCCUUGGAGCACCACCAGCAGUAUCUCUUCUAACCAACCCAGCUCUGUUCACAGCUCAACUUCAGCUGGCACUCCAGAAUCAAACACAAGCACAGCAGAAGGCAUUUCUUGGAAACUUGCUCUUAGUCCAUAACCAGGUCUGGGCACAACUCCUGCAGAACAAGGAAAACCAGGCCAUAUUCCAUAAACCUGGAAUCUUGGGAGAGUCUCCUCAUGGUUCCUUGCAGCACAAUCCUAUGGGGAUGUCAAACCCUCCAGCUUCUCAGGCCGGAAAUCAGUUGUUCAGUGAGAUGUCCUCAGGUGGUUCUUUGCCAGCUGAUGUUUCCCCAGGACCUGUGAAAUCUACUGUCUUGCCAUCUUUCCUGGGACCAUUGGCAGCGGAGAGGGAGAAUGCUGCAAUGGGAACUCAGACAUCCCAGCUGACUUCACCUGGCCUACAGGGUCUCACUACCUCCAUUUUGGGAUCUAUGAUCAGUGGGGUUCAGAAACCCUCUGAUAACAGAUCAGACAAUGUUCCUCAUUUAGCUAAUGUUUCUCUCCUAGGAGAGCCUCCGAAAGACUUCAAGAUUCCUCUCAAUCCAUAUCUAAAUCUGCACAGCCUUCUCCCAAGAAGUAAAGUUGGAGGUGGAAAUAAUAAAACAUUCAGCCCGAAGACUGGUGUACUUGGCAAUGCUUCCAAUCCCAGAAUGCAGCAGGCAUCCAUGUCUGAUCUUCUCCUGUCCUCAUCUAGUCAAUCAGAAGAUAAUUCUGCAUUUGACUAUCAGCCUGACUUGGUAUCACGAAUAUAUCCCCAGGCCAGAGAGACAGCAUCCCAGCUAAGUGCAUUUGCACAUAAGAAGCAAAAGGUCUCAUCUCCUGGGUUUGAGCAAAACCAUCUAGGAGCUCCAUUGCCCCCAUUCUAUGCAGGGUCGCCAACCUCAUAUUUCACAAGUGGCCUUCAAGCUGGACUCAGACAAAGCAAUCUGAACAAAGCUAUUGGGAUGCCACCAAUGGGCACAGGAGAGAAUAGCCUUGGAUUAGGACCAACUAGCCCUUCCCACAGUAGCUACUCAAAGACUCCCAUUGGAGGCCAGAAGCGAGCCUUUUCUCACCUGCUACCCUCUCCAGAGCCUAGUCCAGAAGGCAGCUAUGUUGGCCAGCAUUCUCAGGGCCUGGGAGGGCACUAUGCAGACUCCUAUUUAAAGCGAAAGAGGAUAUUUUAAUCCAUUUCUUAGUGAAGCACACUUCUUAUCCUCCCUAGCCCCAGUGUGUACAUUGUUUGUGAAAAUAUUUUUACUGUUUUAUUUUAGUGUUUUUUUUUAAAUGCUUGUGUGUUAAAAAAAACAUACCUUUAUGCUUCUAAGACCAGCUACAGUCUGUGAAGAUGAGCCUUGGAUGUUUGCUCCCAAAGAGCACUACAUUUUCCCAGGUGAAGCUAUAUGAACAAUCAUGUGAAGCUUUGCCAACUCUAUUCAGCUGGACCAAAAUCAAAUUGGGUUUUUUCCACAUUGCUUCUUCCUCUACAAUUCAGAUUAGGGUCUUCUUCUUGAAAGAGCCAUGCCUUCUAAAGAGAUACAAGUUCCUCCCUUUAGACUCCUAACAAAGGCAUGUGUCCUCUAGAUGCUUCACAAUACAGCGGAGUGAAUUGUGAUGAAGGUGGUGGUGAUGCUUUUUGUCCAGUGGGAAACAGAGUUCCAAAUAACUGUAGACUAUCACAUUCAUACCCCUGGAGUAUUCAGGUUGAACUGAGUCUUUUAUUUUCUCUACAAGCUUUUUUUCAUUGGUUUCUUUUUAAAGAAUACGUCUAUUUUGCUUUUGUAAAUAUUUGUAAAUUCCCUUUUUUUAAAAAAAAAAUCUGGGCUUUUAGUUGCUUCUUUUUAAUAUUAGCUUAGAAACAUUGGAUCUUGGAGUUACAUCCAAGUCAUCUUGAAUAAUGCUUUUUUUUUUUAAGUUACUGUCCUCUUAGGUGUAGUAGUUUUUAGUCUAGACCAAUUUCUUUAUGAGGUACAAAUGAUUUUCUUCAGUGUGUUUUUUCUGUUUUGACUAUUAUCUUAAUGCUAAUCCUGUGAUCUGAUAUAUUUUAAACCAAACUUUUGUGGCUGGGACAAUCUUUGGGCAUUUCUUUCUAGAGUGACUUGUUUUCUUACAAUGACACUCCUUAGUGACACAUCUGAAUUUUUGAUAGAAUCCAGCUUUUUAUAUGGUGCCUGCAGAUGGGCAGAACUGCCCAACUACUGAAUUGGUAGUUGGAAUCUUUAUGCUAUGUUAAGGGAGGAUAGAUAGAAAGCACAACCUCCUCCAACCAGAGUGGUUUGGGCAAGAUCCAGGUUUAAACUGUUAACAAAGAAGAGCUUAAUCAGUUCCUUAAGCUAGUUUAGAUUCAGGAUAGACAAUAUUGUCCAUUCUCAGAGGAGACCUAUAUAGGGUUCAUUUUGAGAGAGUGGGAGUCUGUGGCCUUCUCCCCAAGGGAUUUAGAGUUCUGCUUUGAUAUAAUGAACUAUUUCUGUUUCAUAAACAUGCUACAAUAUUUCUACUAUAGAUGCUGGUUUACUGUAUUUGUCGCUGGAUUUGAAAUCCAUCAUCAGCGGGAUACCAACUUUCUAAAGUAAAGCUAUAUUUAUAUCAAACUUCA